AUGGCCGACGUCGACCCCUUUGAGCACCUCGAGGGCGCGUCCAACUACGGCGCAGACGCCUCCGAGUAUGGCUUCACCGACUCUGCCUCCGUAGUCUCGGGAGCGGACUCCAGGCUGUCCCGCAGGAACAAUGGCGCAAAGUCUGGCAGGACCAGGGCGGCGGACCAGAUCGACCUCGACCUGGAUCUCGACCUCGACCUCGCCGCAAUCAAGGAUCUUCAGCUCGACGAGCACGACCUAGAACCCCACCGCCACCAGCAUACCGGAUCCAAGGCGGCCAAGCCGCGGAGCACCCGGGCGACCGAUGGAGACGAGGUCGAUGAGCUGUUCGACGGCAUGCUCGACGAUGGCGAGGCCGACCUGCUUCAAAACCUGCCGCCCCACGCCUGCGCCUACUGCGGUAUCCACAACCCGAGCUGCGUCGUCAAGUGCCUGAUCUGCAACAAGUGGUUCUGCAACUCGCGAGGUUCUACCUCGGGCUCCCACAUCGUCAACCACCUCGUCAGGGCCAAGCACAAGGAGGUGUGCCUGCAUGCCGAGUCGCCGCUCGGAGAGACGACGCCCGAGUGCUACCAGUGCGGCGCCAAAAACGUCUUCCUGCUCGGCUUCAUCCCCGCCAAGAGCGAGACGGUCGUGGUGCUCCUCUGCCGCCAGCCGUGCGCCGCCAUGACCAACUCCAAGGACGUCAUCUGGGACACGUCGCAGUGGUCGCCGCUGAUCGAGGACCGCUGCUUCCUCACGUGGCUCGUCAAGAUGCCGACCGAGCACGAGCAGAUGCGCGCCCGGCCCAUCACCUUCCAGCAGAUCAACCGCCUCGAGGAGAUGUGGAAGGAGAACGAGAACGCCACCCUCGAGGACCUCGACAAGCCCGGCGUCGACGAGGAGCCGGACGGCAUUCUGCUGCGCUACGAGGACGCCUACCAGUACCAGAACAUCUUUGGCCCGCUCGUCAAGAUCGAGGCCGACUACGACCGCAAGCUCAAGGAGAGCCAGACGCAGUCGGACCUGGUAGUGCGCUGGGACCAGGGUCUCAACCAGAAAAAGAUUGCGUGGAUGACGCUCCCGAAGCUCGAGAGCGGCGAGGUGCGCCUGGCCGUCGGCGAUGAGCUCAAGAUCCGCUACCGCGGCGAGAUGGCGCCGCCGUGGGAGGGGGUGGGCCACGUCAUCAAGAUCCCCAACAACGUGUCCGACGAGGUGGCCAUCGAGCUGCGCCGCGCCGACGGCGUGCCCGAGCACUGCAGCCACAACUUCAGCGCCGACUUUGUGUGGAAGUCGACCAGCUUCGACCGGAUGCAGAGCGCCAUGAAGACGUUUGCCGUCGACGAGCAGAGCCUCAGCGGCUACAUCUACCACAAGCUGCUCGGCCACGAGAUCGAGAGCGCCACGCUGAGGACGGCGAUGCCGAAGCGGUUCAGCGCGCCCGGCCUGCCCGAGCUCAACCACAGCCAGGUCAACGCGGUCAAAAGCGUCCUGCAGAAGCCGCUCAGCCUGAUUCAGGGCCCGCCCGGCACGGGCAAGACUGUCACCAGCGCCACCAUCGUCUACCAGCUGAGCAAGAUGAACCCGGGCCCGGUGCUGGUGUGCGCCCCCUCGAACGUCGCCGUCGACCAGCUGACGGAAAAGAUCCACGCCACUGGCCUCAAGGUGGUGCGCCUGACGGCCAAGAGCCGCGAGGCGCUCGACAGCCCCAUCAGCUUCCUCACGCUGCACGAGCAGGUGGCCAACAACGACACGCACGUCGAGCUGCAGAAGCUGAUCCAGCUCAAGAACGAGCAGGGCGAGCUCAGCAGCAGCGACGAGCGCAAGUACAAGGCGCUGACCCGCGCGUGCGAAAAGGAGAUCCUCAACACGGCCGACGUCAUCUGCUGCACGUGCGUCGGCUGCGGCGACCCGCGCCUGUCGAAGCUCAAGUUCCGCACCGUCCUCAUCGACGAGGCCACACAGGCGGCCGAGCCCGAGUGCAUGAUCCCGCUCGUCAUGGGCUGCAAGCAGGUUGUCUUCGUCGGCGACCACCUCCAGCUCGGACCCGUCAUCAUGAACAAGAAGGCCGCGCGCGCCGGCCUCAGCCAGAGCCUCUUCGAACGCCUGAUCAUGCUCGGCAACCGGCCCAUCCGCCUCCAGGUGCAGUACCGCAUGCACCCUUGCCUUUCCGACUUCCCCAGCAACAUGUUCUACGAGGGCACGCUGCAGAACGGCGUCACGGCGCCCGAGCGGCUGCGCAAGAACGUCGACUUUCCCUGGCCCGUGCCGACGCUGCCGAUGUUCUUCUUCCAGAACCUGGGCCAGGAGGAGAUCUCGAGCUCCGGCACCUCGUUCCUCAACCGCACCGAGGCGUCGAGCGUCGAAAAGAUCGUCACGCAGUUCUUCAAGGCCGGCGUGGUGCCGUCGCAGGUCGGCAUCGUCACGCCGUACGAGGGCCAGCGCAGCUACGUCGUCAACCACAUGCAGAUGCACGGCAAGCUCAAGAAGGAGUUCUACAAGGAGGUCGAGGUGGCCAGCGUCGACGCCUUCCAGGGCCGAGAAAAGGACUACAUCAUCCUCAGCUGCGUCAGGAGCAACGAGCACCAGGGCAUCGGCUUCCUCAGCGACCCGAGGCGCCUCAACGUCGCCCUCACCCGCGCCCGGUACGGCCUCGUGAUUUUGGGCAACCCGAAAGUCCUCAACAAGCACCCGCUCUGGCACUACCUGCUCGUCCACUACAAGGAAAAGGGCUGCCUGGUCGAGGGCGUGCUGUCGAACCUGCAGCCGUCGAUGAUCCAGUUCCCGCGGCCGCGCCGUCCGCUGCAGAAGCCCGGCGACCUGAUGGCGCGUCAUCGGCUGGACCUCAACGACCCCGUCGGUGGCUCAGCGGCCGGCGUUGGCGCGGGCUCGGCUGGCGCGAGGAACGCAGCCGGAGCAGGGGCCACCGCCAUGGGCCCUGCCGACGCGGCCUUCUUCCGCACCCACGACCCGAUGUCGUACAUCCCGAGCGACGCGCAGAGCGUCAUCAGCAUGGGUACGCAGGCUACCUACCCUUCGGUCCACCUGCCGCCGUUUGGAGGCCACUCUGCCGGACGCAACGGUGGGCUUGGCGCCGGCCUCAAUGGCGCCUAUGCCAGCAGCAUCAUGAGCCAGGAUGUCGAUUCAGAGAGCGUGGCCGGUAGCACUGCACCGCCCGCCAGCAUCACGUACAGCCAGAGCGACCGGCUGCGUCGUCGCCUCAGCCUCAGCAGCAUGGGCGGCGCCUCGGACCUGGCUAGCCUCGAGGGCUACAAGAGCCAAGGGUCGGUGCUGGACUCGCAGGACGACGACUCGCGCUCGACGAUCUCGGCGGCCAUCUCGCAGUCCUCGUUCACCACGUUCUAG
Pseudozyma flocculosa PF-1 is the source of this 3345-nucleotide messenger RNA. RefSeq lists its product as uncharacterized. Lineage: Eukaryota; Fungi; Basidiomycota; Ustilaginomycetes; Ustilaginales; Ustilaginaceae. The transcript is spliced from 2 exons. Gene Ontology annotation, biological process: nuclear-transcribed mRNA catabolic process, nonsense-mediated decay. The coding region runs from base 1 to 3345 and encodes 1114 amino acids. Gene Ontology annotation, cellular component: cytoplasm. Gene Ontology annotation, molecular function: ATP hydrolysis activity; zinc ion binding; RNA binding. The record is from RefSeq and is a predicted model, not a curated record.